Molecule: messenger RNA, 5748 nt
Organism: Hippoglossus stenolepis (Pacific halibut)
Lineage: Eukaryota; Metazoa; Chordata; Actinopteri; Pleuronectiformes; Pleuronectidae
Gene: synpo2la
Product: synaptopodin 2-like a
Exons: 4
Coding region: 276-3845 (1189 amino acids)
Biological process (GO): positive regulation of actin filament bundle assembly
Cellular component (GO): nucleus; Z disc; actin cytoskeleton
Molecular function (GO): actin binding
Source: RefSeq, a predicted model, not a curated record
GUGCACAGCAGUGUGUGUGUAUGUGUGUGUGUGAGGGUGUGAGUGUGGGUGUGUUCAGGUGUGAGCGUCGGCCUCGGAGCUGCACUCAGAAAGAGAAGUCUGCAGCCGGACAGCGUGGCAGGCAAAGAGCAGGACUCUCUGAGGGGGCCCUGAUCGGUGACCAUGGGGCCAAUGCACUGAAGGGCCCCCCGACGAAAAUACACAAAAACCAAAGAGGAACGGACAAUAAGCAAGAUUAAGAAGAAAAGCUUUUUGAAAAAAGACAGAGAAGAAAAAUGGUUGCAGAGGAAGUGAUAAUUUCAUUAUCCGGGGGUGCGCCAUGGGGGUUUCGUCUCCAGGGAGGCGCGGAACAUCAGAGACCACUUCAGGUGGCGAAGGUGCGUAAGCGGAGUAAGGUGUGCAGGGCCGGGCUACGGGAGGGUGACGAGCUGUUGUCCAUCAAUGAGGAGCCAUGUGGAUCACUGUCUCAUGCCCAGGCCAUGAACCUCAUCGACAGCUCAACUGGGAUAUUACACAUCCGGGUCAAAAGGGCGCCUGCUGGUUUUCAGUCUGUGGUGCUUGUGACCCGUGCCCCAUCUCCCCGUAUAGACAAAGAGUACCGCGCUGCUCUGCGCGCUAUGUCACCCACCCAUCCCCACCAUGCAGCUGUCCGUGAGAUCCACCGCAGCCGCUCCUCCCUCACCAGUGGCUUGACAUCUCCACCUGGUAGUGAGGCUUACUACGGUGAGACUGACAGUGAUGCAGAUGUGGCGGGCUAUGAGAGGCAGCGCCGGCAGAAACGCCGCAGCCCCAGCAACUCCAACCCCGGCAAACCGACAGGACGAACCUCCCUUGAGGGCGGGGAGACAUCAGAGAUGAGCGGCUACGACAGUGCUCCAGAUGCACACAUUUACCCCCCUUUGUUGGACGGAAAUGGAGGAGGUGGGCUACCGGGGGUGGCAAGGAGGGAGGUGAUUUACCAGCCCCCUGUUCCAGGAUUGUGGUCCUCCCAGACAUCCACUGAGACCUCCUCCAUCAUCUCCUCAGCAGAUGACCAGGGGCCACGGGACGGAGGGCAAGAGGAGGACAGUGGCUUCCUAGAGCCAUCCAAGGUGCCACUGGUGUCCCCUGAGAGGGCAAAGGAGGCUAUGAUGCUGAGCUCCCGCAGCCAACUAGUGCCUAUGGUGGGUCCUCUGAGUAAACCCAUUGACGAGGAGCUCGCAACAACCUACGUGGAAAAGGCAAAGCAAGCCAAACUGAACCGAGGAGACACUGGGCAAGACAAACAAGUAAAAGAAGCCAAAACCAAGUGUCGAACAAUUGCAUCCCUGCUGACUGAUGCUCCCAACCCUCACUCCAAGGGCGUACUGAUGUUCAAGAAGAGACGACAACGCUCUAAGAAGUAUACUCUCACCAGCUUUGGCAGUGUGGAUGAGGACAGCUUUCAGGACUCACAAGAAGAGGAUGAGGUAUUCCCAGGGAGUGAAUCAGAGAUUGACGAAGAUGGCUUCUCAGCAGUUCCUGACCCAACUUGGGAUAGUGACUACUUGGAUAUACUGGAGAAGAGGGCAACUGCAGGCACUGAAGGUCGUGGGGAUGGAGCAGAGGAUGCUCCGAGUCCAGGGUUGAAUGACACUGCAGGCAAGGGUGCUCAAUUGUUUGAGCAACAGAGAAAGAGAGCGGCUGAGCAUGCAAAGAAGCUGGAGGCAGCACAGCCUCAUGCUCCUCCACAGUUUCAAGACCAGGCUCAGAUGUACCAGAUGCAUCAAGAGGUGCAGGCGCAGAUACAAUCAAAUCUUCAGCCUCAGCAGAUCAUACCACCAGGACCUGCAACCACACAACAAGAACUGUUCCAGGCUUCAGGACAAGUUGCUGUUGGCUUCCAUGGGGUGGCCAAUGGGGACCUAUCCUACUCCUCAGUUAGUGCAGCUAGCAUGGUGAUGUCACCUCCACCUGUGGCACACAAACAUGCCACUGCCUCGGUAACUAUUCUGACCAGUCCUGCACCACCAGCUGAAACACCAUUACCAGAUUUACCUGCUAGUAAUGUUCUCAACAGAACGGCCCGUCCUUUCACUCCUGGCUUCAUCAGCAUCCGAGCUGCGACUGCCCCUGUGACGUUCCGACCACCAAUCACAAAGACAUAUCAACGUCCUGCCUCAGCAGCUGUUGUGCCACUGCCAUUCUCCACGGCCUCUGAACUCGCCUUUAAUGUUACAUCGGUAUCAUCACAACUAUCCCCUGGACCUCCACCAAUGAUGUCCCCACCAUCCUCUGUACCUUACGGGCACUUUGCGCCAAAGCCAGAGGGUCGAGUUACUUUUCAUCCCUCAGCCAUCUCUUCCUCCGUAGAGACAAUGCAGUCAGCACCAGUCCCUACUUUUCAUCAGGCUUCAUUUGCAACUAUGCCCCCUCUAUCUAUGCCUUCCAUCCCACCACCUCCCCAAACGUUGAUGGUUUCAGCCCCUGUUCCUCCAGUACACCAAAUUCUUGGUCCAGCUGAUCCAAUUACCCAAGUGCCUCCACAUCAAGUACCAGUUGCUCAGUAUACUCCACCCCUAUUCUCAAUGGCCCCUGUAGCUCAAGUAGCAGUGGUCAACCAGCCAGAAGCAAUAGCUCCAACCCCUGUUCCUGGUGCAACGGGUCGCACAGGAAUCUUACUUGAGUCUCGGCGUCGUAGUAGCAAAAUCAAACCUAUGUUCAAUGUGCCAGAAGUCAAAAAGAACUCCCCAAAUCCUGAGCUAUUGUCUAUGGUGCAGAACCUGGAUGACAGGUUCACCCGAUACAAAUAUGGCCAACCACCAACUGAGGCUUUCUAUGAUGCUGAAGAAGAAGACAUGAGUGCUGAUGCUGGCACGGGCAGGCUGCCUCCUCCAGUGGCACCCAAGCCUCGGGUCCUCCAAGAAGCCCCACAGAUUCUUAAAGCAGGGGGUAAGGGGGCAGAGCUAUUUGCCCGCAGGCAGAGCCGCAUGGGUAUGUAUGUAGUUGACACCCCACUAGAGACCCCUUACCAGCAGGAAGUGACCUUCCACAAUGCAUCCCGACCCCUUGACUCUUCCUUCAAUUGUUCCCUUCCAUCUCAGUGGAAAUAUUCCCCGAAUGUCCGUGCCCCACCUCCCAUUGGGUACAACCCACUCCUGGGCCCCACCAUACCCACAGGGCCUCAGAGGGAUGGAAGCAAGCCAGACAGCAGGGGUAGAGGUGGCUCCCAAAGAGAUGGCAUCCAAGCUCUGGAUUUCAUGAGAAGGCAGCCGUAUCAGCUCAACUCUGCCAUGUUUAACUAUGGGGGCAGUGUUGCAAAUCUAUCAGCCAUGCCCUCUUACCAGGCCCAGAGGCAACAGCAGGGUGAUUACUCAACAACAAUGGUUGGCAGCUCAUUAACCUUGCCUAAGCAGGUCCCCCUCAAAACAGCGCGUGUCUAUGAGAUCAAGCGAUUCUCCACACCCACACCCAUGUCAGCUCCCUCCCUGGCACCCAAAGUCAUUGCACCCCGCUCCUCCACUACCCUUGGUGAACGAUUGGUUUACUCCGGCAUAACCUCCCCACCUCCUCUCUUUACACGAGCACCAGUCGCUGCCCCAGCUCCAAUUCCACCUUGUUUUCAACCAGUUGGACUUCCCAAUAUCCCAAAAUUCUCAGCCACCCCUGUUGCAAACCAUGUGCCCUGUGCAGUCCCUACACCUUACACUCCAGUAGCCUACAGCACUGGGCUCCAGGCAGCCAAGCAGUUCCAGAGUGCCCCUGAGCUCAGUAUCCUUGCCUCUUUGCCCCCACUCAAGUCCAACUCAGUUCAGGCGCCCAAACCACGUUUUGUUGCCACCAAGGGGGGCAUACACCCCCAUGUCUGGAGGCCCGGGGCAAUGUGAGGAGCACUUAAACAGUCACUACCACCCUCGGACAUCUUCAUAUAUUAUUCAUUUUGUGCUAACAUGAGCAGUCAGUUAUUGUCAAAAACUUAACAAUUUUGGUAAUUGGUUCAUUGUAAAAAAGCAAUAAAAUGCUAAAUAUGCAUUGGUUCAAAUUUCUAAAACGUUCAAAUAUUCUGCUUCUCUCUUAGAUCAUUAUAAAUAAAAUAUCUUUGGGUUAGUUAGUUCUAAAUUCAGCUUUGAAUAUAAGUCAAUGGUGUGAUUCAGUACAACAUUAAAAUACAGUAACCUGUGUUAGAACAUGAAUAAUGGUAAUAGCUUAUAAAUAUCAUCAAUACCUACAUGCUGUUCAAAAUGCUGCUCAUCACAUUUAUUUGGCUACCAACACAUUUACUCACACAUUUAUCCGAGUGAUGAUGAUUGCAACAACUAUAAUAAUAAUAAUAAUAAUAAUAAUAAUAAUAAUAAUAAUAACAUUAAUGUAUAGUCCACCGUAAGCCUGUCCUGGGAGAGGUUUGUGUAAGGUUACUGGAAAUCCCUUUCUACUAUUUUAGCAGAAGCACCAUCUGAACAGAGCCUGUACUGAAUUAUUCUUUGAAACUUGAAGGGUCUGAGAGAUGAGGACAAAUGAAAAGGUGCAGUUCUGACAAUAGGAACGAAAUCACUGAAGAUGUAUGUUAAAGUAUGUUGACAGGUUGUGGCUAUAAACCUUUUUCUUUGAACAUGUGUUGUGUUAUCCAGUAAUUAAUGAUGUGCACAGGAGGGUUUUUUUAACCACUGUCUGUAGCAUUAUCAUAAAGAGUCUCUUGGGGGAAAAAUGAUGCAUAAGACUGAAAUGUAUUUAAAUGCCUCAACUCGCUGUGGAACGACAUGUGAAGACAAGGUUUAAAUGCUAUCUUUGUAGCAUGGUUCACAUUCAACAAGUACCAGCGCUGUCACUGAAUGUUCACUUUGUGUGUCACUCGAUACCAAAGCUUCCAAACGCCACUUAUAGGAACACCAGAGCCUCUUUAAUACCAGUCUGAUCUUUGCAUAUAUAUGUAAAUCCUUUAACUUUUAUUAAACAAAUCACACAGAUGAAGGAAUGUGUAUUUUUGCUUUGUUUAAUUGUGAUGGGGUGCAGGGGUCAAGGCACCAGUGAAAGGGUUCAUGGAAUGAGAGAGAGGCUGUGGAGGUGGAUGUAGGUAAGCCUGAUUACGGGAUGGGAUCUCAGUUGGAGCAUUUUAGAUCACAGCCCAGAAAUGGUCAUGGUCAGAUGUAGUAAAACUGAGACUCAUGAUGGAUUGUACAUAGUCGUGAUGUCCCACAGCCAGGACAAAUAUAAUCAAAAAGGAUGAUGGCCAAGAGAGUUUGGCACCUGAAGUUUAAUGGAAAAGCUGAAGAAGCUGAUAGAAAGAAAUAUAAGUUUAUCUGGAGUUUUUCCAUUAAUAGUGGAAAAGGGAUAAAUGUAUUUAAUGGUUGAAUAUCCUGAGACACUCGGUAUGUUCAAGGAAACAAGAAAGAAAAGAAUAUGUUGUUUUCAAUUGUGGAAUUCUUGGGGAGAUGCUUUUUUUAUUUUUACAAUUUUUAAAAUAUAACUGGUCUUACAGCUUUUUUUCUUGUUUUCAUAUUAUGGCUAUGAAAAAAGUAGUUUGUAGAUAAAAUCAUGUUGAUGUGUACAUGAUAUGAAUACAUAUUUCUGAAUGUAGCUGGAUUAAGUAACACGUGUGAAAGUGUUUGUUAUUAAUGCCGAACAGACGUUUAUACUGAAGAGGAGACAACAUUUUUAGAAGCGAAGUCUCUCCAGUUCUCUGACUUUACACUGCCUCCUGCUGUUGAUUGUGUGAUCCUGCACUUUUCUUUAACUGUACAGUCCAUGCAUGUAUCAAAUUGUAAUAUGAAUAAAUGAGCAAAGCAAUAAUGA